Rubroshorea leprosula is the source of this 1852-nucleotide messenger RNA. The record is from the annotation of a GenBank genome assembly. NCBI's taxonomy places the organism in Eukaryota, Viridiplantae, Streptophyta, Magnoliopsida, Malvales, Dipterocarpaceae.
ACCUCACGCAUUUGAAAAAUCAAAUCUUAUUUUUAUAAAAAGUAUUUUUACUACUUUUUAUAAAAUUGAGCCUUUUGGUUUUGCGGCGGUUGUAAUUGUGGUGACGAAAUGGCUUCGCUUCUUGAACCGUCGCUGCUUGAGAAUGGCGGAAAUUUGAAAGGAUCCAGCAAGGAGAUGCGCCAUGGCAGGACGGCGCACAACAUGUCGUCGUCGUCGUUGAGGAAGAAGUCCGACCUCACACUUAUUCAGAAAGUCCAGUGCGGAUUGCUCCGGCAGCUGCUGACUAAUCUCCAGGAGGUCAUUCUAGGGACUAAGCUCUCCAUUCUGUUUCCAGCCAUUCCGUUGGCUAUCGUCGCCAAGUGCCACGGAUUCGGAAGAGCAUGGAUUUUUGUUUUGAGUUUGCUUGGACUCACUCCACUGGCUGAACGUCUCGGCUUUCUUACAGAGCAAAUUGCCUUUUACACCGGCCCAGCAGUGGGAGGGCUGUUGAAUGCGACUUGUGGUAAUGCAACUGAGCUAAUCAUAGCAAUUUUCGCGCUGGCUCAAGGCAAAACAAUCGUACUAAAGUAUUCCCUUUUGGGCUCUGUACUAUCAAACCUGCUUCUGGUUCUUGGGACCUCUCUUUUCUGUGGUGGAAUCGCCAACCUUAGAAACGAACAAAAAUAUGAUAGGAGACAAGCGGAUGUGAACACUCUUAUGCUGCUGUUUGCGCUGUUGUGCCAUAUUCUGCCACUGUUGUUCCGGUAUGCUGUGGCAACAGAUGCUCUGGCAGCAUAUCCAACACUGCAGUUAUCCAGAGCAAGUAGCAUUGUAAUGCUGAUUGCAUACCUUGUUUACCUGGUCUUUCAAUUGUUCACCCACCGGCAGUUGUUUGAAGCUCAGGAGGAAGACGGCAACGAGGAUGAUGUAAUAUCAGAAGAGUCACCAGUGAUAGGAUUUUGGAGUGGAUUUGUUUGGCUAUUUGGCAUGACUGUUGUAGUAUCUUUGCUGUCUGAGUAUGUUGUGGACACAAUUGAGGCUACUUCAGAAUCUUGGGGUGUUUCUGUGAGCUUCAUUAGCAUUAUCUUGCUACCUAUUGUUGGAAAUGCAGCCGAACAUGCAGGAGCCGUCAUAUUUGCUUUCAAGAACAAGCUGGAUAUUUCUUUAGGUGUAGCCUUGGGGUCUGCAACUCAAAUUUCUAUGUUUGUGGUACCACUAACUGUGGUUGUGGCUUGGAUAAUGGGUAUUAAGAUGGAUCUUAACUUCAAUCUCCUUGAGACUGGUUCUCUUGCUCUAUCAAUCAUUGCAACAGCCUUCACUUUACAGGAUGGUACUUCUCACUACAUGAAAGGACUGGUUCUUCUACUCUGUUACAUUGUUAUUGGAGCUUGCUUUUUUGUUUUAAGAACCCCACAAGACCCACUACACUUGGGACACAAUUUAGCUGAGGCAGUCUUCAGAGCCUAAAAAAGAGUCUUCGUCCUUUUUGGUGUUAUUCCUGGAUGACAAAUGUUGCGGAAAUCUUCAAUUUUCACUCAUUUGUUAUUCUUUAAUCUUUCAUUGAAUCCCGGCUACCGCUCGAAAGUCAACAAUCUGCGUGUCCGUAGAAGUCAUGGUGCCUGCAAAGUUAUUUAAAUUACAAGAUAGGUGCAGUGCACAAUUGGAAAGCUUGGUGAAGGCAGGCUCCACAGCUUAUAGCCUUGUAUCAUGAUGUGUAAAUCUCUCAGUCUGUUUCCUUUUUGAAUGAGUUGUGUUUUGUUAUGCUAGUUGAGUCGCUGGUUUGGCGAAUGUGCUCUUGUAAUGCCAUACCACAAUAAUAAAUAAAAUCGUAUCGUUUGGGUUUUGGUUUCUCUUUGGACUAAUCUUUUGCAAC